CGAUGAAGCCAGCAUGAAAAUGGCCAUUUCUGCUGUAAAGCAGAACAAGAUGAAGAUUAGAAAAGCAGCAGCGGAAUACUGCGUCCCAAAGUCAACUUUAUCUGACCGUAUUCGGGGUCGUUAUGAAACAUCAGUAAAGGGGCCGAGUCGGCAGAUUACGCCCGAGGAGGAAGCUGGUUUGGUUAAUUACCUGUUGCACAUGGCAAAUCAGGGAUUUCCACUAAAUAGGCAAAUGACCAGAGCAUAUAUUCAGACAAUUGUUAAACGUUCUGGGCGGACCACACUUUUUAAUUUAGAUAAAGGGCCUUCAAAUCAGUGGCUGAAAAAAUUCAUACAGCGGCACCCGGAAUUAUCCGAAAGAAAACCAGAAAAUUCCGACAAGGCAAGAUGUUCAAUGUCUAACAGGAAAGUAAUGGCUGAUUUCUUUGUUCUUUUGGACGACAUUCUUGGAAAAUAUGGCGUCAAAGACAAGCCGUCGCAGAUUUUUAAUUGUGACGAGACUGGAUUUUCUGGGAGAGAAACAGCCAGAUCAAAAGUUAUUGGACCGAAAAAAGGACACGUAUUUCGACGAAGAGUCACAACGACUGAUCAUAUCACUGCGCAUUUAUGUGUUUGCGCAGAUGGCAGAUUUUUGCCAACCAUGGUUAUAUACCAGGGUUCGCUUCCACACCGUAAAUAUACUGAUGGAAUACCAGAUUGCUGGGGAUAUGCAACCAGUGAAAAUGGCUACAUGGACACCCAGUUAUUUCAAAGAUGGUUUGCAGAUUUUUUCAUUCCCAACUGCGGCCGGGAGCGUCCUGUUGUCCUUUUAAUGGAUAAUUGUGACGCACAUAUCAGCGGUGAAGUAGUCAAAACAGCCAUUGCGAAUGAUGUAGUUUUGGUAGGACUUCCGGGACACACCACUCAUAUCCUACAACCUCUUGACGUAAAAGUAAUAGGCCCACUUAAGAGUCGUUUUUCUGAAAUGACGGCAAGACUUGGUUUAGGUGGUGCUGGUGUAAGUAUUGGGAAAGCAAAAUUUCCUAUUGUACUAAAACAUGCAAUUGACAGUGCUACUCCAGCAUCAGUUCAGGAGGCAUUUGCUAUUACUGGAAUAUGCCCAUACAAUCCACAGGCCAUUGAUACUUCACAGCUGGUGGAAGCUUCAUUUGAUCAUCGUAACGGAGGUAAUAAGAUUAAAUUUUGCUCAUUAUUUCUUUGUCAAUUUAACCCAGUUUGCCCUAUUAUUUAAGUGUUUAGUUCCAGAUGGGCAAUUUUAUAGAAGACAAACACCAAUUAGUGCAGCUGAGCGGUUCGAACGAUUUUUUAAUCCUGG
Molecule: messenger RNA, 1315 nt
Organism: Ruditapes philippinarum (Manila clam)
Lineage: Eukaryota; Metazoa; Mollusca; Bivalvia; Venerida; Veneridae
Exons: 5
Coding region: 14-1231 (405 amino acids)
Cellular component (GO): nucleus
Molecular function (GO): DNA binding
Source: RefSeq, a predicted model, not a curated record